AUGCAUGACACAUCAUUUACUGUUCAUAUAAAAGAUGAAAUUCCAACUUACAUCUUUUUUAUUGAUACUUCAGGUGGUGCUACUAAUUUGGUUGAAGCUUUAAAACUUGGAGAGGUAACCAUUACUAAUUUUUGUAUGAAUCAAAAAAAUUAUUUUGUUCUCUUGACUGAUGGUGUACCAACUGAUGAUCCUGAACCAAUUAUUCAAAAAUUAAUUUUAAAGGUAAUAUCAAUUAUUUAUAUUAAUAAAAAAUAA
Messenger RNA from Dictyostelium discoideum AX4, 255 nucleotides. RefSeq lists its product as hypothetical. Lineage: Eukaryota; Evosea; Eumycetozoa; Dictyosteliales; Dictyosteliaceae. The transcript is spliced from 2 exons. The record is from RefSeq and is a predicted model, not a curated record. Bases 1 to 255 code for a protein of 84 amino acids.